Oreochromis niloticus (Nile tilapia) is the source of this 1833-nucleotide messenger RNA. Its product is annotated as zinc finger BED domain-containing protein 1. The transcript is spliced from 3 exons. Gene Ontology annotation, molecular function: protein dimerization activity. Lineage: Eukaryota; Metazoa; Chordata; Actinopteri; Cichliformes; Cichlidae. The record is from RefSeq and is a predicted model, not a curated record. The coding region runs from base 190 to 1479 and encodes 429 amino acids.
GUCUCUCUGGUGUACCUCCUGAAGCGGCUGGCCAAGGCUGUGAGUCUUUGCUUGGCCGUUUCCAAGGCCUCAGGUGUUAGUCAAGUGGCGAUUCCCUCUUUAUAUGAUGAGUGUCAUGAUGGUGUCGCAAAGGAAGUGGCUACAGCCCAAUAUUUUGCCACCACAACGGACCUGUGGUCAAGCCGCACCAUGGAGCCGUAUUUGAGCCUCACGGUACAUUUCAUUGACAUGGAUUUCAACAUGAAAACGAAAUGUCUCCAGACAUCAUUUUUCCCAGAAGACCACACAGGGCAGAACAUAGCUGCAGGUCUGAAACAAGCACUGGCUACGUGGGAUCUGGAGGAGAGUAAACUCGUUUGUAUAACCACAGACAACGCUGCAAAUGUCAUACUGGCUGGAGAACUGAAUGGCUGGAUGAGGCUCCAGUGCUUUGGGCACAGAUUACAUUUGGCCAUAGAAAGAGCCAUGAAAGAUCACAGGAUUGAGCGUGCAGUGGGGGUCUGCAAAAAAGUGGUCAGCACCUUUUCAUUCAGUUGGAAAAAAAAGAGAGAGCUGAAAAAGGCACAGAUAGACCUCAAACUGCCAGACCACUCCUUAAAGACUGAAUGUCCAACCAGAUGGGGAUCUAGGCAGGCCAUGGUUUCCAGAGUCCUUGAGCAGCAGAAGGCCAUUGCCCAUGUCCUCUCCCAAGACAAAGGAACCAGGCACCUCAUCCCCUCAUGGCAGGACAUUGAUUUCCUUGAGGCCAUCAACAAGACCCUGGGACCUUUGGUUGAAUUCACUGAUGCACUUUCUGGAGAGAAAUAUGUGAGUGUGUCUUUUAUAAAACCAACACUCCACCUAUUUAACAACUCAAUCUUGGCUGAGCAAGAUGAUGACACAGACCUCUCAAAAUGCAUCAAGAGGAGAAUACUGGAGUACCUAAAUGAAAAGUAUGGUUACUCACCAACACAAGAGUUGCUUGACAUGGCCACUGUCCUGGACCCAAGGUUCAAACUGAGAUAUGUAAGCGAGGUCAGCCAAGAGACAAUAAAAGCCAGACUGACAAUGGAAAUGAAGUCCAUUAUGGAGGCUGCAGUGAUGGGGACACCCAUUGGUAACACGGAGGUUGCUGAUGAUGGUGCAUCAAACCAAAAGAAGAGGAAAAAGGGCCUAAGCAGCUUCUUUAAGGCCCCUCACAGCACAGCUCCAGGUGCAGAACAUGCUCGUCAACUGGACCAGGCCAUAGCUUUUGAGCUUCAGGCCUACCUCCAGGCAGGGACCCUGGACACAGAGGAAGACCCACUGGGGUGGUGGAAGCUAUCACAGAACCUCUUCCCACGACUCUCCAUCCUGGCAAAGAAAUAUCUUUGCAUCCCAGCCACAAGUGCCUCAUCAGAAAGGGUCUUCAGCACUGGUGGAAAUGUUGUCAACUGCCUGCGUGCAUCCCUGAAGCCUGAUCAUGUCAAUAGGCUGGUGUUUUUGGCUAAAAACCUUUGAAAGGUUGCAGGAACCAUGUUUUGUUGAGCCAUUUUGAGAUUGUAUGGGACUCGGGCCUACUAGUUUUUAUUUAUUUCUUAUAAAAGGUACUACUUUCAGUGUUUAAUUUUAUUUUUGUUCAGGCAGCAACUUUAGUUGACAUACCUCAAUGUCAGUUUGAUGCAAUUGUGCAUUUUGUGGCUACACAGCUUGCCUUGAUGUUUGGUUAUUUGUAUGCAUAAAUAUUAUGCAGUAGUUUGAAGUUCACUAAGCAUUAAUGUUUACAUUUUUUAUUUAUUUUUUAUAUUGCAAACAUUUGCACGGUUUUCAGUAUUUGCACACCAUUUUAUAUUAUUUUUUGACAAUCUUUAAAGC